Messenger RNA from Manihot esculenta (cassava), 572 nucleotides. RefSeq lists its product as uncharacterized. Lineage: Eukaryota; Viridiplantae; Streptophyta; Magnoliopsida; Malpighiales; Euphorbiaceae. The coding region runs from base 53 to 493 and encodes 146 amino acids. The transcript has 2 exons. The record is from RefSeq and is a predicted model, not a curated record.
AAAAAAAAGGCAAACUAUUGAGGUUUCAUUGUUGAGCUAGCCAUUUCCCGAUAUGGAUCCAGUUGCUGCUACUUUAGCCGCUGCAUUCAUCGGUGCAGUGCCGGUGGCUGCUGCUUUGAUUUACAAACUGGGGAGAGAUGCAUCAACCCCUAUUAUCCGAAAAGGCUCUUCCAUAAAGAACCUUCAUCAUAACUAUGAAGUGCUGGACAAGGAAUUACAGAAACUCCUUGCUCUUGCAACUGAUAUUGAUCACGGCCGUGUCAAUAGUAAGGAAAUAAAAAACACUGGCACUUAUAAGCUAUGGAUAACAAGGGUAUGGGAGAUUCAAGCAGAGGUGGAAGCUUUGGUUAAUGAGUAUGAAAGGAUUAAAGAGAAGUUUAGAAGGGAAAUUAAUGGUAUUGCUAAAGGAAAACUUAGCAAAAAAAUGGUGAACAAGCACCAGGAAGUUAGGCAACAUAUAGAAGAAGGAAAGUUUCUUAUUGCAAACUUGUGAAGGAGAUGAACAGUUGAAGAAGCUUGCUGGUUCUUUUGUAAUUAAGUUGAUAAAAUAAGGUUCUUUAUGGAAUCAUUUG